AUGAGCGUUGAUUAUAAAUACAACUUCAAAUUCAUUGUCAUUGGAUCAAGUGGUGUCGGAAAAACAUCUCUUCUUUCUCGUCUCAUUGAUGGCACAUUCAACACAGAAAAUCAAUCAACAAUUGGUGUCGAAUACCUGUCAACUGUAAUUGAAGUGGAUGGCAAUCCAGUAAAGCUCCAAAUCUGGGAUACUGCAGGACAGGAGAAGUUCAGGUCAAUUGCUAAAUCCUAUUUCAGACACGCUGUUGGUGUCAUUAUGGUUUACGAUAUCACAGAUCGUAAAUCAUUUGACGAUCUCGCAUUUUGGCUCAACGAUGUCCACACACUUUGCGAUCCAAACGCAUCCGUUACACUUAUCGGAAAUAAAUUGGAUAUGGCAUCCUCACGCGCCGUUACAACUUCAGAGGCCACCUCCUUCGCUAACACUCACCAGCUCCUCUACCUAGAGACAUCUGCUCGCGGAGGCGAUAAUGUCCAAGAGGCAUUUUACCGUGCAACAAAAUCUGUUUACGAAAGAGCUGAAAAUGGCCAAAUUACCGCAAAAACAUCAACAACAUCUCAGGCAAAGCAGAAUAAUGAUGGCGGCUGCGGUUGCUAA
This is a messenger RNA of Trichomonas vaginalis G3, 597 nucleotides long. Its product is annotated as regulation of endocytosis. The record is from RefSeq and is a predicted model, not a curated record. Lineage: Eukaryota; Parabasalia; Trichomonadida; Trichomonadidae. The transcript has a single exon. Gene Ontology annotation, molecular function: GTP binding; GTPase activity. Bases 1 to 597 code for a protein of 198 amino acids.